This is a messenger RNA of Vicugna pacos (alpaca), 9082 nucleotides long. It is a transcript of the gene ABCA5, whose product is annotated as ATP binding cassette subfamily A member 5. Gene Ontology annotation, cellular component: late endosome; membrane. Gene Ontology annotation, biological process: transmembrane transport; lipid transport. NCBI's taxonomy places the organism in Eukaryota, Metazoa, Chordata, Mammalia, Artiodactyla, Camelidae. The record is from RefSeq and is a predicted model, not a curated record. Gene Ontology annotation, molecular function: ATP hydrolysis activity; ATP binding; lipid carrier activity.
GGUACUGCAUUGAUAAGACUUUGAGUUGGAACUUUAUCAAGUAUUACAGGUUUUCCAAAAUGUACAAUUUGUUAAAAAAUAUGCCAGUAGGAGUUUUAUUGUACUUCAGUUGUUAACUUCUGCUUUCAAGGAUCAUCUAAUAUACGUUGCAAAAGAGAAGGUCUUCCAUAUGUUGUUUACUCAGAAAGCUGCUUUCUUUUCAGUGUUGUAUGGUCCUCUGCAUUUCCAGCGCCUGUGUGAGCUCUACCACGAGUGAGUGAACUCCUCGAUACUGGCACAGCCAAUGUUAAAUGUGAGACAGGCCGGGCAUCCUUUACUGCCUUUUCCUUUUACCCUUUUGGAUGCCGCCACAUAAGGCUCCAAGGUUUGGGAUAAUUAAGGGAAGUCUAGUAUAGAAAGAGGAAAUUUAGAGGUCUGUGCUAAAUGUGGGUUUUCUUAUGGUUCAGGAAAAGGCACAGGACAAGUUAAACUCUUUACAGAUGUCGCCUUGCUGGCCAUACCUCAUUUCUAUCUUUGUGGUCCUGUUUUCAGCUCUACACUUCCGUCAGAAGAACUCCUUUCAUGUCACCUCUGCAGAGGGGAGCAGCCCCACCUUUCUUCCAAAUCUUCAAAUUGCUGUUCCAUGCAUUCUGUCCAGACAAAUCCGAAAACAUGGCUACUACUGCAAUUAGGGAAGUUGGAGUUUGGAGACAGACCAGAACACUCCUGCUUAAGAAUUACCUAGUUAAAUGCAGGACUAAAAAAAGUAGUGUUCAGGAGAUUCUUUUUCCACUAUUUUUUUUAUUUUGGUUAAUAUUAAUUAGCAUGAUGCAUCCAAAUAAGAAAUACGAAGAAGUGCCUGAUAUGGAACUUAACCCUAUGGACAAAUCUAUUCUCUCUAACGUAAUUCUUGGAUAUACUCCAGUGACUAAUAUUACAAGAAACAUCAUGGAAAAGGUUUCCACUGACCACCUUCCUGAUGUCAUACAUACUAAAGAAUAUGCAAAUGAAGGAGAAUUGGUAGCAUCCAGUCUUUCUCAGUCCAGUGAAUUUGUUGGUGUGGUUUUUAAAGACUCCAUGUCCUAUGAACUCCGUUUUUUUCCUGAUACAAUUCCAGUAUCAUCUGUUUAUAUGGAUUCAAGAGCUAGCUGUUCAAAAUCAUGUGAGGCCGCUCAGUAUUGGUCCUCAGGGUUCACAGUUUUACAAGCGUCCAUAGAUGCUGCCAUUAUACAGUUGAAGACCAAUGUUUCUUUUUGGAAUGAGCUGGAGUCAACUAAAGCUGUUAUUAUGGGAGAAACUGCUGUUAUAGAAAUAGAUACCUUUCCCCGAGGAGUAAUUUUAAUUUACCUGGUUAUAGCAUUUUCACCUUUUGGAUACUUUCUGGCAAUUCAUAUCGUAGCAGAAAAAGAGAAAAAGUUAAAAGAAUUUUUAAAGAUAAUGGGGCUUCAUGACACUGCCUUUUGGCUUUCCUGGGUUCUUCUGUAUACAAGCUUGCUUUUUCUUAUGUCUCUUCUUAUGGCAGUCAUUGCAACAGCUUCUUCAUUAUUCCCUCACAGUAGCUGCUUGGUGAUAUUUCUACUUUUCUUCCUGUAUGGGUUAUCAUCUGUAUUUUUUGCUUUAAUGCUGACACCUCUUUUUAAAAAAUCAAAACAUGUGGGAAUAGUUGAAUUUUUGGUCACUGUGGCUUUUGGAUUUGUUGGCCUUUUGAUAGUCCUCAUGGAAAGUUUUCCCAAAUCAUUGGUGUGGCUUUUCAGUCCCUUCUGUCAGUGUACUUUUUUGAUUGGUAUUGCACAGGUCAUGAAUUUAGAAGAUUUUAAUGAAGGUGCUUUAUUUUCUAAUCUGACUGAAGGCCCGUACCCUCUGAUUAUUACACUCAUCAUGCUGGCACUUAACAGCCUGUUCUACCUCCUCUCGGCUGUCUAUCUUGAUCAGGUCAUUCCAGGAGAAUUUGGCUUACGGAGAUCCUCUUUAUAUUUUCUGAAGCCAUCGUAUUGGUCAAAAAGCAAAAGAAAUUAUAAGGAGUUAUCAGAGGGCAAUGCUAAUGGGAAUAUUAGUUUUAGUGAAAUUAUCGAGCCUGUUUCUUCAGAGUUUAUAGGAAAAGAAGCCAUAAGAAUCAGUGGUAUUCAAAAGACGUACAGAAAGAAGGGUGAAAAUGUGGAGGCUUUGAGAAAUUUAUCAUUUGACAUAUACGAGGGUCAGAUUACUGCAUUACUUGGCCACAGUGGAACAGGGAAGAGUACACUGAUGAAUAUUCUUUGUGGACUAUGCCCACCUUCUGAUGGGUUUGCAUCUAUAUAUGGACACAGAGUCUCAGAAAUAGAUGAAAUGUUUGAAGCAAGAAAAAUGAUUGGCAUUUGUCCACAGUUAGAUAUACACUUUGAUGUUUUGACAGUAGAAGAAAAUUUAUCCAUUUUGGCUUCAAUCAAAGGAAUACCAGCCAAUAAUGUAAUACAAGAAGUACAGAAGGUUUUACUGGAUUUAGACAUGCAGGCUAUCAAAGAUAAUCAAGCUAAGAAACUAAGUGGUGGUCAGAAAAGAAAACUGUCUUUGGGAAUUGCUGUUCUUGGGAAUCCAAAGAUACUGUUGCUAGAUGAACCGACAGCUGGAAUGGACCCCUGUUCUCGUCAUAUUGUUUGGAAUCUUCUGAAAUACAGAAAAUCCAGCCGGGUGACGGUGUUUAGUACUCACUUCAUGGAUGAAGCUGACAUUCUUGCUGAUAGGAAAGCUGUCAUAUCACAAGGAAUGUUAAAAUGUGUUGGCUCUUCAAUUUUUCUCAAAAGCAAAUGGGGGAUUGGCUACCGCCUGAGCAUGUACAUAGACAGAUACUGUGCCACAGAAUCUCUUUCUUCUCUGGUUAAACAACACAUACCUGGAGCUACUUCAUUACAACAGACUGACCAACAGCUUGUGUACAGCUUGCCUUUCAAGGACAUGGACAAAUUUUCAGGUUUAUUUUCUGCUCUAGACGCUCAUUCCAACUUGGGUAUUAUUUCUUAUGGUGUUUCCAUGACGACUUUGGAAGAUGUAUUCUUAAAGCUGGAAGUUGAAGCAGAAAUUGACCAAGCAGAUUAUAGCGUAUUUACUCAGCAGCCACCAGAGGAAGAAUGGGAUUCAAAGUCUUUUGAUGAAAUGGAGCAGAGCUUGCUUAUUCUUUCUGAAACCAAGGCAUCCCUAGUGAGCACCAUGAGCCUGUGGAAACAGCAGAUGUAUACAACAGCAAAGUUUCAUUGCCUUACCUUGAAACGUGAAAGCAAAUCAGCGCGGUCAGUGUUGCUUCUGCUUUUAAUUUUUUUUACAGUUCAGAUUUUUAUGUUUCUGGUGCAUCACUCUUUUAAGAAUGCCGUGGUUCCCAUCAAACUUGUUCCAGACUUAUACUUCCUAAGACCUGGAGAUAAACCUGAUAAAUACAGAACAAGUCUGCUUCUUCAAAAUUCUACUGACUCAGAUAUCAGUGAUCUUAUUAGCUUUUUCACAAACCAGAACAUAAUGGUGACGAUGUUUAAUGACAGUGACUAUGUGUCCGCCGCUCCCCAUAGUGCAGCUUUAAAUGUGAUGCAGGCAGAAAAGGACUAUGUUUUUACAGCUGUUUUCAACAGUACUAUGGUUUAUUCUUUACCUGUAUUGAUGAAUAUCAUUAGUAACUACUAUCUUUAUCAUUCCAACGUGACUGAAAGCAUCCAGAUCUGGAAUACCCCAUUCUUUCAAGAAAUUACAGACAUCGUUUUUAGAGUUGAGCUGUAUUUUCAAGCAGCUUUACUUGGCGUUAUUGUUACCGCAAUGCCACCUUACUUUGCCAUGGAAAAUGCAGAGAAUCAUAAGAUCAAAGCUUAUACUCAACUUAAACUUUCGGGUCUUUUGCCAUCUGCAUAUUGGAUUGGACAAGCUAUUGUUGAUAUCCCCUUAUUUUUUGUCAUUCUUAUUUUGAUGCUAGGAAGUUUAUUUGCAUUUCAUUAUGGAUUAUAUUUUUAUCCUGCAAAGUUCCUUUCUGUGGUUUUUUGCCUCAUUGGUUAUGUUCCAUCAGUUAUUCUGUUUACCUAUGUGACUUCUUUCACUUUUAAAAAAAUUUUAAAUACCAAGGAAUUUUGGUCAUUUAUCUAUUCCGUGACAGCGUUGGCUUGCAUUGCAGUCACCGAAAUAACUUACUUUAUGGGCUACACGGUCACAGCUGUUCUUCAUUACACCUUUUGCAUAGCCAUUCCAAUCUACCCCCUUCUAGGUUGCCUGAUUUGUUUCAUAAAGGCUUCUUGGAAGAAUAAUCAGAAAAGUGAGGACACCUACAACCCAUGGGAUAGGCUUUUGGUGGCUGUUAUAUCGCCUUACCUGCAGUGUGUGCUGUGGAUUUUCCUCUUGCAGUACUAUGAGAAAAAAUAUGGGGGCAGAUCACUAAGAAAGGAUCCCUUUUUCAGGAACCUUUCAAAAAAGUCCAAAAGUAGGAAAUUUCCAGAACCAGCAAGCAAUGAGAAUGAAGAUGAGGAUGUCAAAGCUGAAAGGCUGAAGGUCAAAGAGUUGAUGAGCUGCCACUGUUGUGAGGAGAAACCAGCCAUUAUGGUCAACAAUUUGCAUAAAGAAUAUGACGACAAGAAAGAUUUUCUUCUUACAAGAAGAGUAAAGAAAGUGGCAAAUAAAUAUGUCUCCUUCUGUGUGAAAAAAGGCGAGAUCUUGGGACUGCUGGGUCCAAAUGGUGCAGGCAAAAGCACAAUUAUUAAUAUUCUGGUUGGUGAUCUAGAACCAACUUCAGGCCAGGUAUUUCUAGGAGAUUAUUCUUCAGACCCAACUGAAGACAAUGAUUCCAGUAAGUGUAUGGGAUACUGUCCUCAGAUAAACCCACUGUGGCCAGAUAUUACAUUACAGGAACAUUUUGAAAUUUAUGGAGCAGUGAAAGGAAUGAGUGCAGGUGACAUGAAAGAGGUCAUAAAUCGAAUAACAAAUGCACUUGAUUUAAAAGAACAUCUUCAGAAAACUGUAAAGAAACUACCUGCAGGAAUCAAGCGAAAGUUGUGUUUUGCACUGAGCAUGCUGGGGAAUCCCCCUAUUACUCUGCUAGACGAACCAUCUACGGGUAUGGACCCUAAAGCCAAACAGCACAUGUGGAGAGCAAUUCGAACCGCAUUUAAAAACAGGAAGCGGGCUGCCAUUCUGACCACUCAUUACAUGGAGGAGGCCGAGGCUGUCUGUGACCGGGUGGCUGUCAUGGUGUCUGGGCAGUUAAGAUGUAUUGGGACAGUUCAACAUCUGAAGAGCAAAUUUGGGAAAGGAUACUUCUUGGAAAUUAAAUUAAAGGACUGGAUAGAAAACCUAGAAGUAGAUCGUCUUCAAAGAGAAAUUCAGUAUAUUUUCCCAAAUGCAAGCCGUCAGGAAAGUUUUUCUUCUAUUUUGGCUUAUAAAAUUCCUAAGGAGGAUGUUCAGUCCCUUUCACAAUCUUUUUCUAAGCUAGAAGAAGCUAAACAUACUUUUGCCAUUGAAGAAUAUAGCUUCUCUCAGGCAACGUUGGAACAGGUUUUUGUAGAACUCGCUAAAGAACAAGAGGAAGAAGACAACAGUUGUGGGACUUUAAACAGCGCACUUUGGUGGGAAAGAACGCAGGAGGAUAGAGUAGUAUUUUGAAUCUGUAUUGCUCAGUGGGCUUAACUGAAUUUCUUUCUUUUUCACUUUAUUUUAACUUUGGUUUAAAAAGCUUAUUGUUUGGUAAUUGAAGAGCUGUGAAAGCAUUGGGAUUUUCCCCGGCAUCAUUAAUUGAAAUGAUGUGGUUGUGUGUUUUACUUCUCUUCAAAAAAAACUUACGUAUAAUUAUUUGAAACUGCAUGUUUGUAUCUGAAGUAUAUUGAACUGUAGUCUGUAUAUAAAAUUGAAUACCUUCUUUUUCACCUUUCAGAAACAGUGCUUCUGGAUUUAUGAUAGGAAGAAAUAGCGAUAGAAUGAUUUUAUUUUGAGCCGUCAUCUUUAUGUUUAAGUUUACACCAUCUUGUUACAUAAGUAUGUAAUGUCCCAAUCUAAAUUAAAAAAAAUACAAAAUUAAUACAUAGAACAGAGACAUAAAGCAAAAGUGUCUUGCUUUUACUUCUUAAUUUCUAAAAGAAACUGAAUCACAAUUGGCAUUCUAAAUAAAAAGCUGAAGUCUUAUUGCAGAUAGAGGUUUACAGGGACAUCCACUAGGUGGCACUUAUCAGUCAUAAUAACUGAGACGAGACCUUGUUCUAGUAGGUGGUUUUAAACAUAAGUAACUUAAGUAUAUGAAGUCUUUUGCCUACAGUAAAAUUCAGAGGUCUUUCAAUUAUUGUGGAAGGCUGUGUCUAGGAUCUUACUAUGUAAUAGUCUGAAUUUUUGACUGUUUGGGGCUGGAAUGACAGACAUCUAUAGAGUUGCAAAAAUUAAACCAUACCUUCUCCUCCACCCCUCAUGGAAGACAUAAAUAUUUUGUCAUCUUCUUUCUAAAGAACAUAUUUUAUUUUGUUCUAGAAUAAAAUAAUUUGUUGGGUAAUCAUUUUUGGUAAACCUUAUUAUUUGAAUCUCUCUCUUUUAGAGAGUUUUAAAUAUAUCAGUGUGUGGAUUUAUUUAUUAACUCACCUCAGUUCACUUUGGAACGUGGUGGGAUAUAAAUAAACUUUUGGGGGUUAAAUUAAGGAUUAGAAAUAAACCAUAGGGGCGAGGGUAUAGCUCAGUGGUAGAACGCAUGCUUAGCACGCAUGAGGUCCUGGGCUCAAUCCCCAGUACCUCCUCUAAAAAUAAAAAAACCUAAUUACCUCCCCAUGCAAAAACAUUUUUAAAUUAAAAAUUAAAGAAAUAAAUCAUACGUAAUUCUCCUUAAUAAGAAACCAGAAUUUCACUCUGUGAAGAGUUGAAGUAAGAGUAUGGUUAAUGUAAUCUUAGAAAUACUUCCUCGUAGAACCCAUGUAUGGACUAUGGGUAUAAUAUAGUAUAAAUAAUAUUAGUUGACAUAUUUCAGCCAGAUGACUCAAAGUAUUAACUCUGCGGAAACAAACAUGGUAGGAGUGUGAUUAUUGCAUUACAAAGAGUCUUAAAGAACAACAGUCACAACGGAAGGAUUUGGUACUGAGUUACUUUGAAGAGCCAAACCCUUUAGUGACAUUAUUAGCGAACGUAGAUAAAACUUAAUAAACUUUUCGCUCUACUGUGUAUAAGACGUCUGUGAUCUUAGGCUCCAGCAGCUGGUGUACGAUAGCGUACCUUUCUCAGCCCCAGCACGAGGUACGUGACUGGUACUUCCCUCCGUUGCUUUGACCUCACUGCGCGUUCCUGACAGCGGGUUCUCUACCCGCCAUCUGGAGGUCCUCUCACUAAUCUAACGAGCUGUCUUACAGUCUCUGCUUGGAUUUUGCAAUCCACAGCGCAGUUACUUCCCCUUGUAUGAUUUAGUUGGCACUAGUUUUUAAUCUUUUAUUAUCAAGUCACUUGCCUCGUGAUACCAAACUUUCAGAUCCUUCACCUGAGACACUCGCUUUGACAUCUUUACUAAAAUAAAAGUUGUAACUUACACUGAACUUCAGUACUGCGUGAUGAGUAAGUCAAGAAACAUUUGAAUGAAAAUCUUUACCUUUGUAGAUAAUAAGUAGUACAUUGCAUUUUCUAAGCAAGUCACUGCUAACUGGUGUCAUCAAUUUAAAGAGAGAUCUUUUAGUGUGUGACAUUCAUAUAAAUACUGGCGGGCUUCUCUUUCAGGAUGUGUUUUUGUAGCUAUGCUGACCAGGCAUAAUCACGUUCCUAUCUAUUAAGUUCUUUCAGUUACUUUACUAUUAUGGUGCUCUUGCAAGCAUUUUUUUAAAGGCAUUUUUUUAAGUUUUUACAUACUUGGAGUGAAUAUAUUUUGGUCAUGAAUUAAAUUAUUUGUCAGAAUGUUCUGUUCUCAUUUUUUCACACAAUAAUAAAGUUUUUCCUAUUCAGAAGUAUAAUUUAACUAAUCCUUAGGAAAGCAAAGGUAAGCAGGGUGGGAAGAAAAGGUGACAGGUCAAAUAAGAGUUUAUCUUUACUGACAUUGUACACUUUAUGUUUUUGAACAUAUAUUACUUCAUUUCAAAAUGUCUUAAAUUGUGAUCUCAAAACUUUUCCCUAUACCAAUACAAAUAAAUAUAAAUACACCUAUUAGGAAAAAGUUAGAAAAAGCAGUAUCUCCUAGCUUACAUUUUCCAUCCACAAUCAAAUUUUACAAGCAAAGCCUGGACCUUACUGAGUGACCGUGGUUAGUGACUAACGCAGUGUUAGGUAGGAACAAGGUCAUGAAGAACGUGACGAUGAGUGUACUUUACGUUUCCCUCUGUGGGCUCUUCGUUUUUUUUUUUUCCAGUUUGUUUUCAGUAAAAGGCCAUAGCUUUUCUUUAAAAAGCAUUUUUUCCUCUAAGUUGGCCCAAACUAUAUCUUAAAUCAAUAUUUUACUUUAGUCAUUAAAUUGUCUUUAGAGUAAUUUAAUUCCGCAAACCGUUUAGAGAUCAUGGUUCAAGCAAUGGGUUCUUUGGAUAGAACGGUAACUAUCCACUUUGCCCCUGGAAGAUCUUACGAUCUAGUAGGAAAGAUAGGUACUUACAUAACUAACUCUAAUAUAAUAACAAAUGUGUUGCUAGUGGUACUGUUUAUUGGAGCACAGUUCUACUUGGGGUUAAGUGUUGUCGUGCUUUUAUUCUUGUUCUGUUCGUUAUAGCAGCAUUUCCUUUGUACUCUGAAUUUGAUGAAAUACCAUGCUGUAUUUUUAUGUAACACAUAAAUAUGCAUUAAUUUUUUAAAAAUAGAAAUGCUUAUCCUUAAUGUAUUUUUAAUACUGCUAACAUUGAUUUUUUCAUUUUCUUUCUUGAGAGAACAUGUUACCUAAAAUGAAAAGAACUUAUUCUCAGGUGAAUAAUUUUUAUAUCUGCUAUUCUUAUAAGGUAAAAAGUUUUCUUAUUUUUUAUUCAUAAUAUGUUAUAUGUAAGUAAUUCUCAAUGCUGCCCUUUAAGAAAAAUAAAUAUGAUUCUAUUAUUAGUAACAAGCUUUAAGAACUGAAAAAUUAAGACAACUCUUCAUUUUGUACACUGAAAUGGAUACUUUGUUAUUGAAUGUUGAUAAAUGAAUAAUGAGUGGCUCAUAUUAAAAAUGAAGAAGAAACCUGGUACUAAAA